CGUUUUCCGUUUAACGUAACACUACACACGCAAACUUUCCAGGUGAAUAUCAUCGAUGUAUGCUUCGCGACGUCAGAGACUCAAACAAGUAUUUUGCUAUCGGAAAAUCUACCAAUUGAGAUAUAUCGUCAAGUUUGCGAGAGCUUGAAAUACAGCGUCUUUACUGUAAGAAGGAAAGACCGCGGCUUUGUUCGACUCGAAUCGCUGGCGGAAAUUAUACUCAAACACUACGAUCAUUAUCUAAAAACACAAGGAAAGCCGAACGCAGUUGUGAUGUACGUAGAGCGGAUGGAUGAUCUCGAAUCAAUAUUGAAUAACAUGAAGUUCUCCGCGUGGAGAACUUGGAAGACCAGGAUACGUUACCUCAUCAUUGUGCCAAGGACCUUGUGCAACGCGGAAAACGCUGAUCAAAUGUUCAGAGUUAUUUGGAGCUACUGGAUCCUUAACGCGAUAAUACUUUGCUCCUCCGAUCAUACUAAAGAUUUGAACAAAAACGAAUUGUACACUUACAAUCCGUACUCAUCGGAUCACUCGCAACUGUGGAAAACGGUUAUUCAAGAAACUGUCCAAGUUUUUACACAGCCAAAAAAUUUCAGUCACUCCUGGUAUGUCUUCAGGGAAGACUUAAUCGACAUUAAGUCUCCGAAAGACUGCGAUAGCUUGUUUUUCGACAAAACUCUGAACCUCGACAAUUACCUUUUACCAAUAAACAUGUUCGUGAUUCGUCCUGACCUAUACGUCGAUCAGAAGAAAUCUGGCGUAGAGAAAUAUACGGGGCUGCAUGGUUUGACUCUUCAGACACUCGCGAAAAAGCUGAGAUUCAACGUGGAUGAGACUUGCAACGACGACACUGACAAGCUCGGACGAUUAAUUCAAAACGGCUCGUACACCGGGGAAUUGAAAAAUGCGUUUUACGGCCUAUCAAAUAUACUAACCGGCAGUCAUCUUAUGGCGGAUUUCCCCGGUCUGGAAAUGACCUAUCCUUACAUAUCGAGUCAAGCAUGUUUUGCAUCUCGUUAUGCUGACCUGUACCCUUCGUGGACAAACAUUUUUGUCGCUAAAGUGAUAUGGAUCGGACUUGGGCUCAUCACGCUACUCGUGACCGUCGUUCUGUACCUGCAUAACAAGUCGCUGGGAAUGAUAGCUGCGUUUCUGGACGCGGAGCGAUUUAUUGUUGGUAAUUCAAUAAUCCGAUUGCCAAAAUCUAUCAAAUACAGAUUCACUUUCGGAUCGAUAUUUCUCGCCUUUCUGGUUCUCGACGGAAUAUUCAAAGGUCGUUUCGUAUCAACUUUGGCAAGCGAUCGCCGAUAUCCAAAUCUACACACGCUUGAGCAGGUCAAAGCGGAGGGCGUUCAUCUCUACGGUUACGAGUUUUUUAUGAAUUGGAUCGACGAUCCCGUUUUGAAAAAACGUUUCCACGGCAUCGUUCUUGAAAAGUGUCUUGAAAUGAUAGCACGUGAUGGUAAGCAGCGAGCCUGCUUAGCUCAUUGCUCAACGUUACCAUCAGUGUUUCCGAAUUCCUCUAUGCUGGUUCACAAAGCUUUAAUUCCAGUCAUCGACAAUUACGCAGUCUUUGUUUCAACGCUAAAUUGGCCCAUGAUGGACCGUUGGAACUUUGACAUUCAAAAACUGCUCGAGGCUGGUAUCAUAAAUAAAUGGCAUUCAGACGUUUUAUUGGAAAUAGAAAUAAAAUCAUGGAAAACGAAGAGGGCGGCUGUUCAGCCGUACUCCAAAACAAUCCAGCUUAACAGUUUGCUCUCAGCUUUCAUAAUAUUACUUUUUGGCCUUGUGACUGCUCUCCUCACUCUCCUCUGGGAGAUACGUGAACGACGAAGAUGAAGUGACCGGAGAGUUUCAGCAGCUGAUAUUAUAUAACAAUAAAUACUCGCAGGGAUGUUCAAAAAUUUCUGACACAUUCUAAAGUUUCAUUUGGAAUUGGUUUGUACACAUAUAAAUUUUCUUGGUGCAUAAGAAUAAGAAUGAUAUUGUACUUUAACCGUAAGUUGUAGAUUUUCUCUCGGAUGAUCCGCAGUAGGUCAAACUUUUCACGGUAUCGGUGGCUUGUGUCUCUGCUUACAUGCGAAACGGAUACCAACAAUAAUUGCUUGAAACAUUGUAUAAUUCGAUGAUUUUUACGGUAAUAACAAAUAGAUAUCAACUCACGAAUUUAGUAUGUUGCACACUGCAGAAUUGAAUAAAGAGCGAGUGAAUGAAGAUUUUUUAAAUUAUCCUUUUUUUCUUGAUACUUUUUACAGGAAAUUCAUUAAACAUACAGACGACAAACGAAAAUCUUCGUUGACCUUUAAUACUUUUAACAUUUUCAAUCUCUGUCAUUGAAAAAACCUUUAGUGAGUGAUUUACCCAAUCUUCUCUACACUAAAUUCCUGCGGCAAUCGAACACGGUUAGGGCUAAUACACCAGAAAACAUAGGAAGUAUAAUUCAUCGAAGUCAUGCUAUGUAGACACAAUUCUAAAACGAUCAUAUUUUUCAAUUGAGUAUUUGCUUGUGACUAUAUAUCGUUUAAUUAAACGUCGAAUCUAUGUUCGGCUGAAUGUUAGUUUUAUUACGCCCUCGCGUUCAAUUUCCUGGCUGAUCGAUUACCUUGUUUCGUCAACACGCCAAAAUUACUCAGGUAAUCAUUGUAUCUAGUGUCCCAAACGUCGCCUGUCACAAGGAUUUACUCUUAUUUCAUAAAUUGGUUGCUUUUUUGCAGGCACCGGCAAUGAAGUAAUCACUAUUCCUGGAAAAAUGCAAAAUUCAACCUGUGGUUAUUAUUCCAUCGAUACCGUAGAAUAAUCAUAUCGUUAUUUAUUCUUACCUUCGUGAAAUAUCACAAGCACGCUGUCAAACGGCGUUGUUGAUACUUUCGCGUUUCCGAAGUACAAUUAUCUUACACAGGCUGAUAUAUUCAAUUCACUUUAUUGUUAGUUUACCCUAUAAUUUAUCGCUUACGAAACUCGGUGCGUGUUUCAUGUAUGAAUGUUUGAUAAUCUGCAAAUGUUCACAGCACGAUUUGUCGAGCGUUUAUUCGCGACCACCGUUUUUUGUAUCGAAACAUGCUACACUUUGUUUCAUACGUGCAAACAAAAUGCAGCUCGAUGCGAUAUUUCUUCUCGCCGCAUUACCCGGACUCUUGACGACAGCAAAGAUUCUCUCACGAGACGAGGAAGCCGAUUCAUGGUCCACCGCUGUUAGAACUUCUGUCGACUACCUUCAAUUCAAUCUCGUUUUCCGUUCAACGUAACACUACAUACGCAAACGUUCCAGGAAAGACCGCGGCUUUGUUCGACUCGAAUCGCUGGCGGAAAUUAUACUCAAACACUACGAUCAUUAUCUAAAAACACAAGGAAAGCCGAACGCAGUUGUGAUGUACGUAGAGCGGAUGGAUGAUCUCGAAUCAAUAUUGAAUAACAUGAAGUUCUGCGCGUGGAGAACUUGGAAGAACAGGAUACGUUACCUCAUCAUUGUGCCAAGUAUUUGAAAUAUGCGUUUAUGGACCUUGUGCAACGCGGAAAACGCUGAUCAAAUGUUCAGAGUUAUUUGGAGCUACUGGAUCCUUAACG
Neodiprion virginianus is the source of this 3564-nucleotide messenger RNA. RefSeq lists its product as uncharacterized. The coding region runs from base 274 to 1839 and encodes 521 amino acids. The transcript is spliced from 7 exons. NCBI's taxonomy places the organism in Eukaryota, Metazoa, Arthropoda, Insecta, Hymenoptera, Diprionidae. The record is from RefSeq and is a predicted model, not a curated record.